AUGUUCAUUAUCAUUCCACUCACUUUACUGUAUAUCUCGUUAAGAAAUAUCGAAAUAGUCCAUUCCAAAAUCGACUUACCUGUUUUACCUUACAUAAUAACACACAAUUCUUAUAACGCCAAAUAUGCUGUAGCUAAAAGGAAAAAACGAGUGAGAGCCAGGAAUAGAAUUAUAAAAUUUGAAGAUGUUGUCACCCAAAAAGACAUUUCUAACAUAAACUUAGUCGUGUUAGCCCUCAUGGAAUUCCAAAAAAAACACAACAAUCUGUUCGUCCCAGAGAACUACAUUCUGAAAUCGGAGGAAAACGAAAAUUUAAAAAACUUCAAGCUAUGGAAGAAAUUACAAGAAUUUAAAAAUGAAAAGAGCGAAAAGAAAAAAAAGUACAUUUACAUUGUAUUAAAAAAGAUGAAUUUUCCGUUGGCUGACUUAUUUAGUCCAGAAGAAAUAGAAGACUUCGAAAAGGGAGAAUCAGAAAUAACAACCAUGUCUAAUUUGUCAACUGAGGAAAAUGUUCAUUAUGAUUAUGAUGAAAGACAAGAAGUCCGAAAGGAACUUUUCUCUCCAUAUAUCAAAAGUACAAAGGAAAAAGAGAACGAAAACGUGAAGGAUUUUCUGGCAUCAUACAAGUUCAUACCAAAAAUAACUCAACAGAAUGUUCUUCCAAGAUAUUCAAAUAAAGCCAUAAGGAAAAAGGGAAUCCUAAAACAAAUACUGAUGAAUCUAAAAAAAGAUCAAAUAUUCAAUUUCAAUUAUAAUUAUUAUUAUGAUCACAUUUACAACAACAUGAACGACAAGGAUGUUGAUGAUUACAUUGACUUCAUUAUGAAAUAUAAGAGGACCCAUGGGGUAGAAUAUGACAUUUUUAUUAAUAGGAAAUUGCCUCUUUCGAAUGAGAUAAACUCAAAAGAAAAAAAAUUCAUGUUGUAUACGAGGAAGGAAACGGAAGGUGCCCAUUCAUAUGAUUUCGAUAAAUGGUCCUUUGCUGACUUCAUUGAAGCUCUUGUAUUUUUUAAUGAUUUGUAUUUAGAUUUAAACAAAGAGAGAUACGAAGAAUUUAGGACUAGCCAAGGAAAUCAGAAAUUGGACAUCAUUGAUUUCAAUGUGGUAGACCCCUCAUUCGUUGUUCCAAGCGAUGAUACGUGGCCUGCUGAUUGGCAUGGUAUGCCCUUAGGCAUGUACAUAAACCAAAUAAGGAUGGGUGAUAUAGAUGGAAAGUUUCACUUCAUCAGAAGAAAAAUUUUAGAUUUUCUGUUAUUCGAUUUUAAAUCAGCAGAGUAUGAACACAAGUAUUUGAAUUUCACAUGGAGAAAAUUGUACUUUGGAUUGGCAUGGUUCAUCCACACGAGAGGCCACCCAAUAGUUAUAAAGCCAAUGGAUCGAAUUCAGUUUGAUACAUUUUCCAUGGAUUUUUGUAAACCUGAAGAAAUCCAAGGACUGCGCCUAGGGUUCUUAAUAAUUCAAGCACAAUCUCACGAGAAGAUGUUUUGGAAUAAAUUUAGGGAUAUUUGCCUAGAAAUCAACAUUAGGAGUGCGGAUGAAUUGAUUUUCUAA
Plasmodium gonderi is the source of this 1551-nucleotide messenger RNA. Its product is annotated as fusion protein. The record is from RefSeq and is a predicted model, not a curated record. The transcript is spliced from 17 exons. Bases 1 to 1551 code for a protein of 516 amino acids. NCBI's taxonomy places the organism in Eukaryota, Apicomplexa, Aconoidasida, Haemosporida, Plasmodiidae.